Phragmites australis (common reed) is the source of this 1039-nucleotide messenger RNA. RefSeq lists its product as uncharacterized. Gene Ontology annotation, molecular function: protein dimerization activity. Gene Ontology annotation, biological process: regulation of DNA-templated transcription. The record is from RefSeq and is a predicted model, not a curated record. The transcript has a single exon. Lineage: Eukaryota; Viridiplantae; Streptophyta; Magnoliopsida; Poales; Poaceae. The coding region runs from base 332 to 670 and encodes 112 amino acids.
CUCUCGAUCUCUUUAUCCACAUAAUUAACGUUACGCUGCUCCUCUGUUCGGCUAGGCUGCUAGCUGUUCAUCAUAUCCACACAACACACAAAUAUAUGCACGAGUUAUACUUUCUGAAAUUUAAUCUUGAUUAGAUUAUGCUAUCAGUGCCACCAACUACGCACGCACAUGCCAUCUAGUCCAUAUAAGCAGCCUCUUGCUUUGCUUAAUCUCACGCUGUUAUUUCCUUCUUGCUUGCAUUCUACGAGCGCCGCAGCUGACCAGCGCUUUCUCAACGCUGCCGGCCGUUGUGAGUCGUUGUCUAUAGCUACAUCAAGCUAGCUAGUUCGUCAUGGCAGCUCACAGUUGCUGCGGCGUCGCUUCAAGCGCUGCACCGGCGACAAGGCGGGUGAAAUUAAGAAGGCCGUCGGCGGCAUCGAAGGCGACAAAGACAAAGAAGACCGCCGCCAAGCCGGUGACAUCAAGGAAGCGCGUGGUGAUCAGGAGGAAGAUGGAAGCGCUGAGGAGGCUCGUGCCGAUCUGCGGAGACGACAGCAACGGCGCCCGUGAGCGGGCGGAUGACCGACUGGACGAGCUCCUCCUGCACGCGGCCGGCUACAUCCGGCGCCUCCAGAUGCAGGUCAGGAUGAUGCAGGUCAUGGUCCAUGCGCUGAAUAACCCGGAGGAUUGAUUUUUUGGUUCUGGGAUCAUGUGAAUUCUUUUCAUUCUUUAUUUUUUUUUUCUUCUGGUGCUUUUUGCACGGUGCAUAUGAGUGUGGGUGCAGAUCAUAUAUGGCGUGGUUGCGAAUUAGGGAAAUUGGUGAUCUCUGUUCGUAUAUACUUAUACAUAUACGAACAUAGAAAUUUGUUUAUACAUGCAUAAGGUGUGAUAGAGUAUACCUAUAUAGUUUUAGGACAUCUCCAAGUAGCUGAUGUAUGGGGAGAUGGGGAGAUUCUUUGCCUGUAUGUAUCCAACUGUGUAUGAAUUAUGGGGUCAAGAUUGAAUUGGGCCGUCCUAUAUAUUUGUUUGUCAGACGAUGCUCUUUUUUUUUUUUUGCUAU